Messenger RNA from Oldenlandia corymbosa var. corymbosa, 537 nucleotides. NCBI's taxonomy places the organism in Eukaryota, Viridiplantae, Streptophyta, Magnoliopsida, Gentianales, Rubiaceae. The record is from the annotation of a GenBank genome assembly.
AUGGAUUGCCGAUUUCUCAAACAAUUUAUGCUUGUAAUCUCAGUUGCAGCUCUUACCAUCACCCCUUCUUACAGCAUAACUCAUGAAAUUCUGUACAGCAUCUGCUCCCAAACACAGAAUGAAGAGACCUGCAUACAGGUUCUCGAGUCCGACCCGCGUACCAGAUCAUCAACCCUUCCUCAGCUUUCAUUGAUCUCCAUCAACUUGACCAGGAAACAAGCCCAAGAGAAUCACCUGGUGUUCACUUCUCUGAGGAACAACGCGACUUCGCCGUCUUUGAAGGUUGCUUACGAGAGAUGCAGGACACUCUAUAAGCAGAUGUUGUCUAACAUUAAUGUGGCCUAUCAGUUAGCCAAACAAGGGAAGUACAAGGACAUAGAUCAACUAGGAAAAGCUCAAGAUUUUGCGUACAAGUGCGAGAAUGGAGUGCCUCCGGAAUCAAAGACAGCAGGCUAUACCAUGAAGAUGCUCAUAACUUGUCAAUCUUCAGCAAGUGUUAAUGCCUUCAUUGCUUCUCAACCUCCAGCUAGAUCAUAA